Aspergillus bombycis is the source of this 588-nucleotide messenger RNA. RefSeq lists its product as uncharacterized. The record is from RefSeq and is a predicted model, not a curated record. NCBI's taxonomy places the organism in Eukaryota, Fungi, Ascomycota, Eurotiomycetes, Eurotiales, Aspergillaceae. The coding region runs from base 1 to 588 and encodes 195 amino acids. The transcript has 3 exons.
AUGAAAGUGUACCACAGUAUUGAAGCAUCUCACGCCGACCCCACAGACCGCGAAGUCGACAUCUUUAGAUGCGAAAGCAAAGCCUAUACUCGACUGAAGGCCCAUGGCCUAUGCGACGAAGGAUAUGUCCCUGAUUUCUAUGGCCUGAUAAAACAAAUCAACCCCAUGGAAUGGUCACCACACUUACAAGAGUUUCUCGAAGAUCGUUUACCUCCCAACGCUGUUUUGCUUGAAUACGUACCGAAUCUUCAGCAGAUCGACCUAUCUACUUUCUCAAUGGAAAGGGUACACAAACUCCGUCAGAUUCUCUCAGAGAUACAUAGAGCUGGAAUCUAUCACGGAGACCCAUUUCCACGAAAUAUGAUGGUUCAGGAAAGCUCAGACAGGGUUCUCUGGAUUGAUUUCGAUCGUGCCCAAACCUUCUCGUAUGACUCAAUCACAACUCGCCAACGGCAAUGGCUGGAAGAGGAAGAUGAAUUGGUGGACUAUUUUGUUGAUGCUCUUGCGGCAGACUACAAGGAAGGCAAGAUUCAUCGCACAUGGGAAUGUUAUUAUGAGUACGUACAAUCCCACCAUACCCCUACUUGA